This is a messenger RNA of Poecilia latipinna (sailfin molly), 812 nucleotides long. RefSeq names its product LIM homeobox transcription factor 1-beta.1-like. The transcript has 4 exons. Gene Ontology annotation, biological process: regulation of transcription by RNA polymerase II; neuron differentiation. Gene Ontology annotation, molecular function: RNA polymerase II transcription regulatory region sequence-specific DNA binding; DNA-binding transcription factor activity, RNA polymerase II-specific. NCBI's taxonomy places the organism in Eukaryota, Metazoa, Chordata, Actinopteri, Cyprinodontiformes, Poeciliidae. The annotation marks the transcript as partial. The record is from RefSeq and is a predicted model, not a curated record. Gene Ontology annotation, cellular component: nucleus.
AGCUAGAGUUAAAUGAGAUCAAACGUAAAAGCGCUGACAGAUAUCUUCGUAUAUUUUGAUUUUAGUUUGCGGUCUGCGUGGAGGCGGAUCCAUCCCCAGCAGAACUUGCGGUAAGCGCAGCAGGAGGAGGGCUUCAGUUUUUCCCCUCGGAACAGAACAGGCUGAAGUGCUGCAUCACGGCCAUCACUCUGAACCUCUUGGAUUUCUUUCGUCCUUCUUGACUGGGAGAGCUAAAUGGGCUUGUUUUGCAGUUGAUUUCAGGCUUCAGGAACAUUAGAAGGACUUGGGCAGACCCGGAUCUGACCGUUUAUGGAAACUGCAACAAGUGCGCGGUGUGCAGUGAGGCGCGAGGUGAUCAGCAAAGCCCACUUUGCUGCGGAUGGGAACAUGCUGAUCGAUGUUAAAAAAGAAGAUCGACUAGACACUGAUGCCAGUCCUCUGCGCUGUUUGAUUGGGUGUGACUCUCCUCCUCAGGCUGUGUGUGAGGGCUGUUCGCGCAUCAUCUCUGACCGCUUCCUGAUGCGAGUCAACGGCGCGUCUUGGCACGAGGACUGCCUACAGUGUGCAGCGUGCCAGCAGCCGCUCAUUGCCACCUGCUACUUCCGGGACAGCAAACUGUUCUGCAGGAGCGACUACCAGAGACACCGGCAGAAGACGGGCGUGCUGAGAAUCGCCACGAACUUGGAUGAUCGGCUCGGGGCGAAGCUUAGGUUAGUCUUUCCCCGGGGCCCAAACACUGGUGGUGGAGCAGAGCCUGGAGAUGAAGGAGCCUGGAAGAUGCCCUGGAGGAUGAGAGUGGAGACGGGGAUGAG